CCUACCAUUUAGUGAUAAACGUAUUAAGUUAUCAGACGGGAAAGAUGUCAAAACAAAUCUAUCCAGUGUAAACACCAUGGACAAGUUCUUUACAGUUACCAAAAUAAUUCUAUUAUUAUCGGUCGUGAAGUUUUCAGUACCUUGUGAAGAGACUUUUUCAAACACGCAUGUUACGCUAGUGGGUGCCAAAAAUGUAAAAACAAUUACGGGAUGUUUUUCUCCCACAGAAGACUUAGUCAAAGUAACUUACAUACAAAUUAUAAAUGGGAGUGUCCCAAUAUUGAAGAAAGACGCAAUAAACAGCCUUCCUAACUUAGUGGACGUGAUAUUGGAUAACAAUAACAUAACUGAUCUGCAAAGUGGAUGUUUCUAUAAUUUAACCAAGCUGUAUUUGAUUAAAUUAAGGUACAAUAACUUUAAAACUAUUAGAGAGGGCGUUUUCAACAAUUUGCCUAUAACAGAGCUAUGUCUAACGAACAACAAUAUAGAAAGUAUCCACCCAAAAGCAUUCAACAAUAUUGAGAAUUUGAAAUUGCUAUCCAUAGAUGAAAACAAAAUAGGCUACUGGUCGGGAGAAUGGUUCAAAGGUAGUCCAAAAUUAGCGGUAUUGGAUUUUAAGGUAAAUCACAUCACCAGCAUACCUUUCCGAGCAUUUAGAAAUGUCAAAGGUGUACAUUAUAGUCGGGACCUGAAUCUCAACAUUUCAACAAAUAUAUUUUUGCACAACAACAGAAUAAAAUAUAUCAGUGAUGGUGCAUUUGAUGGUAUUCAGGCAUUUGGUUGGUUGUUUUUGCAUCGGAACGAAUUGGAAGAAAUUAGUGAAGCUAGCCUAGGCACAUUGCAAACCAUUGAUUGGAUACGACUUGAGCACAAUUACUUAAAAUGCAUACCUGACAAACUAGUUCAAAUAUCGCCAAAAGUGCUUUACUACCUUACGAAUAAUCCGCUUACUGAUGAUUGCAAGAAUAAAUUUGAUGCGUUGAAAAGUGAUGGAAACAGUUCAAAUAUUUUUGAAUAAUUAUUGUAUAUA
Molecule: messenger RNA, 1030 nt
Organism: Cylas formicarius (sweet potato weevil)
Lineage: Eukaryota; Metazoa; Arthropoda; Insecta; Coleoptera; Brentidae
Product: leucine-rich repeat-containing G-protein coupled receptor 5-like
Exons: 1
Coding region: 77-1018 (313 amino acids)
Cellular component (GO): plasma membrane
Molecular function (GO): protein binding
Source: RefSeq, a predicted model, not a curated record